Molecule: messenger RNA, 1704 nt
Organism: Ricinus communis (castor bean)
Lineage: Eukaryota; Viridiplantae; Streptophyta; Magnoliopsida; Malpighiales; Euphorbiaceae
Product: pumilio homolog 18
Exons: 1
Coding region: 101-1552 (483 amino acids)
Biological process (GO): post-transcriptional regulation of gene expression
Cellular component (GO): cytoplasm
Molecular function (GO): mRNA binding
Source: RefSeq, a predicted model, not a curated record
CUAUUUAUACAUUAAUUCCAUUUGAGUCUUUCUCCAUUGCUUCUUGUUCACAUUAGUUUCUUGGAAAUCUUGUUUCUUUAUUCCGCAACUCUUCCUAGCCAUGGAGAAAGAAAAUUCUAAUGCUGCUGGUGAUUUCGAAACACCCAAAUCAAAUUUGUUUGUUGAUUCUGCCAUUGAUAGCCUUUCUUUUUCGGUUGAGAAUCUUUCGUUGAUCAAUGGCGACGGUUAUUCUUCUAUUGGAAGCAACAAUUCUUUGGCUUUUAAUGGUGAAUUUUCUGCAUCAAGAACCCAAGAAACUACUCCUGACAUUCAAGAAACUGGGUUAGAGAUGUCAAGAACACCAGUUCUAACACCGUUGUAUCCAGAUGGCAUCUGGGCAGUCAAUUAUUCAACAGUCAAUGCAGGAAUCCAUCUGAGCUCUUUUCAUGGUUAUCAUGACAUGAAUUUUCAAUCAAACAAUUAUGAUGGUGCAAGCCCCUCUGCAAUUCAAGAAAGUAACGAAAACUCUUGUAUGGUUAGUCAAGAUUUUAUCCCAAGUAUGCAGAACCAGGAGAGCUUUAUCAUGUUCGCUAGUACUCAACAAGGCUCGAAGCACCUUCAGGAUUUAUUGGCAUAUAGUAACUCUGAUUUUGCAAGUAAACUUCUAGAAACGGUUACAGCAUCAGUGGUUGAAAUCCCUGUAAUCAACUAUCUAAUGGUUGAUCAAUAUGGGUGUCAUGUCUGUUCAAAGCUGAUUGAUUCAUGUAAUGACAAACAGUUGGCCCUGAUUUUAGAGAGGAUAACCAGAAACGACGAACAGUUUGUUCAAAUAUGCUGCAACAUAAAUGGUUCAAAGAUGAUUAAGAAGUUGAUAAAGAAGGUGAAGAGAUCAUGCUUGAUAUGUUAUAUGACAGUUAGUCUAUACAAGGGAUUCUACCAGCUGGCGAUCAAUCAAAUAGGAUCAUAUGUUGUGGUUUUCUGCAUGGACUGCCUUGAUGUUAAGCAGAGUGCGUUACUGUAUGAAGCUGCUAUUUCACAUUGUCUUAUCUUGGCAACAGAUGCAACUGGAUGUGUAUCAAUAAACAACUUCAUUGACAGAAUCCAAGGUUCGCACAGGCAAACCCUCCUUGAAUUAAUCUCGGAUAAUGCGGUGUUCCUCUCACAGGACCCUUCAGGAAACCAUGUUGUGCAGAAAGUCCUAGAACUUGAAAACCCAAUCAUUAAUGCAAAAAUAGGCGCUCAGCUAAAGGGUCACUACGCCAGGCUAUCAUUUCAAAAAUGGGGCAGUCAUGUGGUCGAGAAAUGCUUGGUAUCACAACCGAUAGUUUACGUAGUUCAGGAUCUUCUAACUUGCGGCAGUAGCCAACUAUCGCAGAUUGCCAGAGAUCAGUUUGGUAAUUAUGUGAUCCAGAAAGCAUUGAAAGUUACUAAGAAGAAGAAUAUUACACUCCAUCUUAUACUUUUGAACAGCCUCAAGCCAAACCUCAAUGCUCUCCAGAAUGGAUACGGGAAGAAAGUUUACAGGUUGAUCAUGGAUGGGAUUCCAGUUGAUGAACAAGUUAAUGAAGGAUAAUGUGCAAUGCAAGAGUAUAUUUGCUGUCAAUAUGUUCUAGUUUUAGUGCGCUAUUUUGUUUAAUGGCUUCCACGUGUCGUAUGUAUAAGUGGGUGUUAACACUUCAGUUUUGUUGUUAAAGUUUAGAACUUGGUUUGGUUUUUUGCUUUGGG